AUGGACUUUGAGCUUGGAUGGUUCCUGGAUCCCUUAAUGUUUGGCCACUAUCCUCGUUCUAUGCAAAAACUUGCAGGCGAUAGGCUGCCUCAGUUUUCAACUCAGGCGUCAAAGAAUGACAGAAUGUGGAUCAGGAAAUUUGUACUCAAUGAUGCUUCAACCGAUGUUGCGAUCAUACCAACUGUUUAUAGGCAUGAAAAGAGAAUAGGAGAAACGGCAGCAUCAAGCUGGUUGCACAUAGUUCCUUGGGUCAUGUUCAAGCUAAUGAAGCACAUCAAAGAAAAGUACGGAAAUCCGCAUGUGAUCAUUACUGAAAAUGGUAUGGAUGAUGCAAAUCACCCAUUUUCAAGAUUAGAGAAUGUCCUGCAAGAUGAUAAAAGGAUACAGUACCACAACGACUACAUGUCUAACCUCCUAGAUGCUAUAAGGAAGGAAGGUUGCAAUGUCCACGAUUAUUUUGUGUGGUCAUUGCUCGAUAACUGGGAGUGGAACUCAGGGUACACGGUGCAGUUUGGUCUUUACUACAUUGACUACAAUAACAACUUGAUAAGGAUACCCAAGGCAUCAGUCGAAUGGUUCAUACAGUGCCAGUGCAGGCAGAUACGGAAGUAG
Messenger RNA from Phragmites australis (common reed), 612 nucleotides. RefSeq names its product beta-glucosidase 25-like. NCBI's taxonomy places the organism in Eukaryota, Viridiplantae, Streptophyta, Magnoliopsida, Poales, Poaceae. The transcript is spliced from 8 exons. The record is from RefSeq and is a predicted model, not a curated record. Gene Ontology annotation, biological process: carbohydrate metabolic process. The coding region runs from base 1 to 612 and encodes 203 amino acids. Gene Ontology annotation, molecular function: beta-glucosidase activity.